GAGUGGAUGGUGGUACAGCAUGCGGAGUGAGUCGCUGAAUUUCUGCCGCCGGAUUUCUCUUAAAAUCUAAAGAAUGAGCGAGUCGGACGUGGAGUCGUUGGUGCGCGGUGGUUAUCGCUGCUUAUUGUGCGAUGUUCGGGUCCCCAACAGCCCCAGUUUAAAUGAUCACCUUAAAGGAAAGAAACAUCAAAAACUGCUGAGUGUGAGAAGUUGCAGGAAAUCCCAGCAAGAGAAGAGUUUGUUUGUAAGCGGUUUCCGUAAAGGCACGUCUAACCUGGAAAUCACUGAUUACUUUCAGAAUUUUGGCACAGUGGCAAAUGUGAUAAUGGACAAAGACAAAGGUCUGUAUGCCAUUAUAGAAAUGGCUGAUACAAAGGAAGUGGAAAAAGUGCUGUCUGUUACACAGCAUUGUAUGAAUGGUCAAAAGUUACGAGUGAAGCACAAAGAGAAUAAGGAGUUCAAAUAUAUUCCAAAACAGAAGCAGAAUCCUGGGAAAAAAUUGAUUGAUUUUGAAGAGCUGACACAGGCUCUCUGUCAGGCUGUUGAUGUAGAUGAACAAAUGAAGCAGUUGCUGCAGUUGUUUGAGCUAUCAGAGAGUGAAACAAUGCUUAGGAAGUUGAUUGUGUCACUUUUACAGGAGGUCUUCUUAGAAUUUUUCCCAAGUUGUAGAAUCUUGCCCUUUGGGUCGUCAGUGAAUGCCUUUGGUAUCCAUGGCUGUGACGUGGAUUUGUUUCUGGAUCUUGAAAACACCAAGGCUUUCCAGGCAAAUGCUAGAAGCAAAGUUGAAACUGAAGAGGUUAAUGGAAUUAAACAGGAUACUCCGUCUGAAACUCAAUCUGAGGACUCUAUCUUGUCUGACAUAGACCUGGGAACGUCAACAACAGCUGAGGUGCUUCAACUUGUAGCAACUGUUUUGCAGAAAUGUGUUCCAGGUGUACACAAAGUUCAGGCUGUCACGACUGCCAGGCUACCUGUGGUGAAAUUUAUCCAUAAGGAAUCGGGCUUGCAAGGAGACAUUUCUAUUAAUAAUAGGUUGGCUGUACGUAACACACAGUUUCUUCAAUUGUGUGCUUCACUGGAUCAAAGAGUGAGACCUCUUGUUUAUGCUGUUCGCUACUGGGCAAAACAAAAGCAACUAGCUGGAAAUCCUUUUGGAGGGGGGCCAUUAAUGAAUAAUUAUGCAGUGACUCUGUUGGUUGUGUUCUUCCUUCAGAAUAGGAUACCGCCAGUCCUCCCAACAGUGAACCAUUUAAAAGAGCUUGCAGAUGAGGAUGACCAGUGUAUAAUUGACGGCUGGAACUGUACUUUUCCAAGUAAUCAUUCUAAAAUUGAACUCAGUCCAAAUUCUGAAGGAUUAUGUGAGCUACUGGCAGAGUUCUACAAGUUUUAUUCACAGUUUGACUUUGCUGGAACUGUAAUUUCGCUGAGUGAAGGUAAAGUUCAUCUAGUGACUGAUUUCAUUGGUUCUGAAUCAGAAACAAAUCUCCGACUUGGGCCAAUUAAUAUCCAGGAUCCGUUCGAGUUGAGUCAUAACGUUUCUGGAAACAUUAAUGAAAGGACAGGACAGAAGUUUAAGCGACAAUUAGAUGAAGCCUACAAGUACUGUCGUAGCCUGCAGUAUCAAAGAAAAUCGAACAAAGGGAAGAUCUGGGGCAUAGUCAGAUUGUUUCAACCUCUAAAUAGUACUGACUGUUCCCCAGCACAUUCUCCAGAAUUGGAUUAUAGUUCAGUCAAUGAGUCGAACCAUGUGUUUAUUAUUCCGUUCAAAUUAUCUUGCCUUUCAGAGCAAACAAAGGAAAAGUUGCAUGGAUCUUCAGAUUUCAGGGAAAUUUGGUUUAAUGAGGUGUGUCAUGCUGUCCUGUAUGUGAUGGAGACUGUUCUUAAAUGUAGUUGUACAUGUAUUGAGGGGAGUAAUGUGCAAACUGAUAAUAUAAAGACCAGUAGCUUUGGUGAAAAUAGGAUUGACAAUGAAGACAACACUGGAUUGAAGAGAAAACAUCCUGUAGAAGAAAUAUCCGAAACAUCAAGCACAAAGAAAGCAAGAAUUGAAACUGUACAAUACCGGAGAGAAGUGACCUGGCACUGUGCAGUUUGGAGUAGAGUAUGGGUUGGACGGAGAAAAAUGAGACGUCAGCUCCAUUUUAGAAUAAGUAAACCUGAUACAAAUACAGAUGUGGUGAUCAAUUCCUUAGAAAUUGAAGAAAAGGUUACUGACGGUAUAUUGCAGCAAGAAGAGUGUGGGGAUAAAUCCAGCCCAUUAAUAAUGUUUAUGCUUUGUGCCUUGCUGGUUGGAGGCAAUGAAGACACAAGAGCAAUGAUCAGAGUCACCCCCAUUCAACACACUACUUUAUUUACAGAAUUCUUUCAUUUUCUAGAAUCGUUUAUUCCCAAGAUGGCUGAAAAAUGCUUUGAAAAGUCUGACUAAAAUGUGAUUGCUACAAUGACUUGACUUCAGUUUAAAGAUUUUUUUUCAUUAAUAGUAAAUUGAGUUCUGUAAUAUUACUGACAGAUUUUAUUUUGAAAUGGACAAUGAAAUUGUAUACUUCUUUGAAAAACUUUGAUUACAUCUGAGUAGAAAUGUAUUUGUAAUAUAAAUGGUACAACUACUAAGUCUAGGUUCAAAAUAAAGAUCUUCAUUGGAUAGAAAUAUGUUGGAUGUGCUAGUGAUGAUGAAGCUUAUUAUUACACCAACUUCCUGCAGCAAAAAAAAUGACAUGUGCCUUCUGUAUGCAUAGUGAGCAGUUGUUAACUGGAUGUAUCUGGUGUGAAAUCCAGUAGACAUGUAUCCUCUAAUUGAGAGAACACCGAAGUUCAAAAGAUUUAUGUUUGUUUCCUUGUUUUGCAAAUGCAGUGAGUUUGAUCUUAACAGACUAAAUUACUAAGUGUAAAUGAACCGUUUAAUAUAAUACAUGAACUGUAGUAUUAUAUAGCAACAUGUACCUGUAGUGUAAUACUCAGGGAGUCAUUGACUGAAUUUUGUCCUGUGGGCACUGUACGUUGUAUAGUCUAUUCACGACUAGCUUUUUAUUUGCAUUCUGUUGAAGAUUUUCUCCUUUUGAAUUGAUCUGCCUGAUUUUAUACUUGUACUGAUGUGUCGAAGGCUUUUUAAUUGUGUUUUUUAAUCAAUAAAAUAUUUUUAGGCACA
Stegostoma tigrinum is the source of this 3145-nucleotide messenger RNA. RefSeq names its product terminal uridylyl transferase 1, U6 snRNA-specific (gene tut1). Gene Ontology annotation, molecular function: poly(A) RNA polymerase activity; zinc ion binding; RNA binding. The transcript has 10 exons. The coding region runs from base 74 to 2425 and encodes 783 amino acids. Gene Ontology annotation, cellular component: mitochondrion. The record is from RefSeq and is a predicted model, not a curated record. Lineage: Eukaryota; Metazoa; Chordata; Chondrichthyes; Orectolobiformes; Stegostomatidae.